AUGGCACCUGCGUCUUUCCAGGUAGUAUCAGACCUCCACCUGGAGACUCUCCCAUCCUACGAGUUCGACAUCAAGCAGACGGCACCCAACAUAGCUUUGCUGGGCGACAUUGGCCGAGUCAUUGAUGAUGGACUUUUCACAUUUUUUGAGAGGCUGUUAAAUAAGUACUGGAACGUCGUGUUUCUUCUUGGUAAUCACGAGCCCCUUGGAACAAGUUGGGAAGCUGCAAAGACUCGGAUUCAUGCGUUCGCGGACAAGAUGGAAGAGCUCAGGGGGAGGUCUACCAUAGGCAGGUUUGUCUUUCUCGACAGGACACGCUUCGACCUCAACAACGACCUCACGAUUCUGGGCUGUACCCUGUUCUCCAACAUCGUCCCGCGACAAGCCACGGAUGUGGGCGACCGUCUAAUCGAUUUCAAACAAAUUCACGGGUGGACAGUGGCCGACCACAUCACUGCUCAUAGAAGGGAUGUGGAGUGGCUCAAUCAGCAAGUGUGUGAAAUCAAAGAGAGAGAGCCCCACAGAAGCAUUGUUAUCUUCACGCAUCAUAGUCCGACCAUCGACUACAGAGCCGUGAACCCAAGGCAUGCCAGCAGUUCAGUCUCAACGGGGUUUUGCUCGGACCUGGGCCAUGAGGCAUGUUGGAAGAGCGAGGCUGUUGUUUUCUGGGGAUUUGGGCAUACUCACUUCAACUGUGACUUUGUCCAAGACUAUGGUCAACGUGUCGUGGCAAACCAAAAAGGUUAUAAAGAGUGUUGGCAGGAUGAGUACGAUGCGAGCAGAAUAUAUAUCAUCGGCAGGGCUUGCAGCUCGGGAUUGCUCGACGUAUAG
This is a messenger RNA of Diaporthe amygdali, 831 nucleotides long. RefSeq lists its product as uncharacterized. The coding region runs from base 1 to 831 and encodes 276 amino acids. The record is from RefSeq and is a predicted model, not a curated record. The transcript has a single exon. NCBI's taxonomy places the organism in Eukaryota, Fungi, Ascomycota, Sordariomycetes, Diaporthales, Diaporthaceae. Gene Ontology annotation, molecular function: hydrolase activity.